AAGGUACAUUUUUCAAAUCGAAAAAUGGCGGGCGAGCUCAAAACAAAACACGCAGAAAACAGAUAAUAUCUCGCUCGAAAUACUCCCCAUUAUCACACACUGAAUGUUGGGAAAUGAAAGAGAAGAAUAGAGAGCGAUAUGGCGACUAUUGUAAAGUUCCAAAAGUUGAGAGACACGCGAGAGGUGAUGGAAAAGAGGCAAAUAUCGUUUACCAUGAGCUAAAUCCUGACAACAACAAACAUGAAACUACGCGACCAAGGGAAAUACUGAGCAUUACUAAUGCUGCUGUCGAAGGGCUCAACACUGCUAGGAUUUCGAGUGGAUCGGAUAGUACCGGUGCAAAGGAAGGGUGGCCUGAGAGUACAUCAGUUCAAGACGAGGCUGAUCAGCAUCAGCUAUCCACUUCGUCCAAAGAUGAAUUGCAAAGUUCAUCUACUACUACAAUGAGUGGAUCGUUCAGCGGCGUCCAGAGAGUCCGUGUACCAUCCAGGCUACUUAAAGAAAUACCGUCUCCUCUUGAUACACAUCAUGAUUAUACUGGUGACUCAACACAGGGUGACUUUUCUCCUAUUGUUGUGCAACAUUUUGAUGACCCUUCAGCAAAGGUAUUCCUUUCCUCCAAUCAUCACCCUGGCCUAGCAGUCCCCCCUAUGGGAUGUUCACUGAGGCCACCAUCUACAGAAGCAGUUUCCACAACCACAAUGCAGUCACACUUGAUUACUGAAGCAAGAGAUGGUGAAAUAGGCUGCCAAACUGUGUCCCAGCGGCAGCAAGAACCAGCCUUAUCACACAAUCAAACUCAGCCUACAAAGAAGCAGUUUCAAUUUGAGGAGCCUAAUUUGGGAAAAAGAAUGUCAAAGCAGCAGACAGAUAACAGAGUGCUGCAGCAAGGAGAUCCUAACACUAGGAACACUGCUAGCAUCCAUACAGAACCAGAUAAGGUAAAGGCAAUGUCAUUCUUGUUAAAUGAAAAGGAACGCUCAUUGAAAGAACAGUUUAUGCAAAGACAAGACAAAAAGUCAGCUCCCGUUAGGAGAGUUGUUAUGCCAACCGUCAUCCCAACACAGGGAACCCAGCAAUCUGGGCCAAAACCUGAUGACCCAGUGUCUACUGCUGCAGCCAUUGCUGCUGCUGCUGCUGCGUCAGCUGCCACUGUGCCUUUUUUGCAGAUCCAGCAUGGUUUAGAGUCACAGAUCAGGGCGUUGGUCAGCACUCUGCAAGGUUUGCAGUCUGGUGGGUCUCACCAUGGACAGGAGCAAGAUCUUCAGGAACAGAUCAACCUAAGGCUCCAACGACUAGAGGAGAUUCACAUGCAAACUAUGCAGUCACAACAAAUACAGACUACAGCCAUGCAAGACAAGUUCACAGGACCUGUUAUCCCUGCUUCACAAGGAAAUUCUGGCACAAUGCAGCAUGGAGUAGCUCCACCCGUGUCUGCUUGUCCAUCACACCAACCUUCUCAUGCGACCAUGUCUGAUGCACACCUUAACAUGUCGACACAUUUGGUGCCUACGCCCCACCACUCAUCUGACAGACCUCAUCAUGCAACCUCAUAUAAUGCACCCUCUGGCAUGCCGACACACAGGGAACCCCCACCCCAUCCCUCAUUCGCCCCUCACCAACCUUAUCAUGUGACCUCAUGUGAUGCACCCUCUGGCAUGCUGACACACAGGGAACCCACACCCCAUCCCUCAUUUGCCUCUCACCAACCUUAUCAUGUGACCUCAUGUGAUGCACUAUCUGGCAUGCAGACACACCGGGUACCUCCACCCUAUCCCUUAUCUGCCCCUUACCGACUUCACCAUGGGACCUCAUGUGAUGCUCCCUCUGACAUGCCCAGACAUGGGGUACCUCCACCCCAUCCCUCAUCUGUCCCUCACCAACCUGUGGUGAAGCAAGCUUGGGUACAACCUGAGCAACAGGUUGUGUACAAAGCUGCUUCGGAUCAAGCUAAAGAACACAGGCCUGUCGACAGACCAACUAAAGGCCAGAGAGACAAGACGAUGGCGGUCAAGAGCACAAAGACACAGACCUCCCCUCAGGAAUAUAGGGAAUCACCACUCCAUACCCCCCUUCCUCGAAAGCGCCUUCCUGUGCCCAUCUCGAGCACACACAUUGCACCACCAACAGAGCGCGUUGCUCUUGGCCACCACGAUAAACGGGUGCACUUCGAUGAUGAUGAUCACUGGCGAGCAAGGGACGACGAAAGGAAAACUAGGAAAGCACGUGAUAUUAUAGAGGAGCUCCUGGGAAAGCGGAGAAAAGUACCCGACACCUGGCACACACCAUUAGGAAUGAAAGAAAGGCGAACUGUCCUAGACACCCGACAUGAUACAAACGGCACAAGAUGGGACACGAACCACACACGGCUGGAUGCCAAUGACUCGCGACAAGAUAUGUUAAGGAGAUGGCCUUCUGUCACCCCCCAGCAAGCUACGGUACGACCGACAGCAGAGACACAAGCAAUGCUGGAUAACCUCACUAGGAUAAGCAAGGACCUAAAGACUGUUAUGCAUGAAGCUGACAAGCUAAAAACUGAUUUGAAAACAAUGAGAUAUGAAGAGGAUGUAGCUUCAUCGCAUUGCACCUCUAGACCCUCUCCUCUUGAUGCUUAUUUGCUGACAGAGAGUAGCGCCACUAAAGAGCCCUUAGACCCCAUAACUUAUGAAUCACGCCCAAAGGUUCAGCACCUUGCUGAUGCUGAGCACAUUCUGCGAGAUGUACAAACUAGAAGGAAGCAUCUUGAGUCUAAUCUGGCAGCAGUGCUGCGGCAAAGGGAUGAAGAGAUGCUAUACCACAUAGUAGAUGAUAUGCACAACUCUGAACACAGUGUAGCUGAGAUUAUUCGAAUCAGAAAAGAUGUGGACAAGAAAAUUGAAGAACUUACAGCAACUGUACAGAGAGAAGUAUUAAUGGAGAACCAACGAAGUGAAAACAAACAAGCAGCUGAAGAUAGAAAAAUUAGUAAGCCACAACAGAGACCAGGCAGAGGGGCACUUCAUGUGAAAGCAGUGAGUAAAAAGCCGCCUGUUCUAGCCAACAAACCACCACCCAAGAAAAUGCCAGGAAAAGAAAACAAGCCACGAUCAAAACCUAAACUUAACAAGGUGACAGCAAGCUCCAAAAGCAGUCAAAGCACACAGCCAGUCAGUAGUACCCUCUCCACUACUGCCAAGGACACAUACCUGACCAGUGUGUAUGGUCGACAACCCUACCAUCCGCAUCGUACCACUUCCAAGGCCCCCUACCUGCACUACCAGUCACCCAUCCCUGACAAGACUGCAGCUCUUACCAAAGCUCUGCUUGGAGUUAGGGGGGAAGUUAUCGAGCCAACAGUGCAAGAAAUGCCUAAGCAGGAAAGAAUCAAAGAGCUUCCAGUCAACAAAGAUAAAUUUUAUUUCCACCCUUCUGUAAAUGCAAGCAUUCAUGAUGUACCAACGGCAAGCAAAGCUCCUGUGGUGGGACAUCUGGUGCCUAUGGCUGUUCCUCUAGGGAAACCCAACAGAGAUCCUUCCCUACGUUUGCCACUGACUUCAUUCACUGCAGAAAGAAAUACAUCUAAUGCCAUGGAUUCUACGAUUUCUGAAGCUCCUCCAGCCUCGACACCAAAGCCUCCUGUUUCAAUGCCUGCUUCAUCUAAUGUGGCUGUGAUAACAGUCAAGGAAGAGGGGGCUGGUGAGCAGUGUCACAAACAUAGAAAAGGAACAAAAAAGACAAAAAAGAGCGGCCUUGGAGUUCAGGUGCUACCUAAAGUUGAUAUUGACAGUUUGACUGAGUCAAGUGUCAGCAGUGCCACCACACCCCGUCAGGCUGAGGUGAAGUUGGAUCCACCUAUCACAAGGCCUGAUGAGUCUGAAUACAUGGAGAUGCAGAACUUUAUUGCAGUCAGAGAUACAGCACCCACAGAAGAGCUAAGUGAUGAUGAUGAUAUCAGCAGAAUUCCCACUCCAGACAACCCCUUGACAAUCAAAGGUCACUUGGAGCCGCCCAGACUGUACCAUGGGCCAGUGUUCCCCCCUGAGCAACCUAGCUUGACUGUUCCUGUUGUGUCUGGUGUCAUGGAUAGUGAUCAUCGUGUUAGUGAGGCUAUCGAGGACAGAGCUGCAGAGUGGAUUGAGCAAGAGCUGCUUGCCAGGAUUGUCAGUGAGAUGAACAAACCCUUACCAGACCCGACGACAGUAACCAAACCUUCUGACCUCACCCCUGAUAGUAGUGUGGUGUCAGAGUCUGAAGAUGGUGAAGUACUUGCUGCAACUAUAGGACUGGAUGGCUUACAGCUGUUUGUUAAUGCUGGGCUACCUGUGGACCGAGACUUGGUCGCUCAUCUCAUCAAGGAUGUCAUUACCGAUCAGAUUAUAGCGACCCUUGGGUACCCAGCACCAUCAGCAACCGUAGGCACUCCAAAGACAGAAGAAGUGGAAGAGAUGGCAUCCAACAACUCCUUCCCUAAGGGAACCCCUGUGACCACACCCAUCCCCACACCUGUCUACACUCCGCCCGAGUCCGAGAUAAGCGAGUCGCCAGAUGCACUGGUCACCCCCGCCCUCACUCCAUCACAGUCCAGUAUGAGCCAAGAGAUGGACUCCAUGGAAACAGAACCAACACCUCCACCGAAAGAAAUGCCACCACAACCAGCAGAGGAAUCACGGACUUCUGAAGUGCACUCUCCUGUGGGAACACCCCUGAUGACACCAUCGACUGGUACCCAGACCCCUCCUGGUAGUCGGUCUACACCCGAGCCCUCGUUAGAGGAGCCAGAGGUCUCUGCCAUGGGAACUCCUGUGUCCACCCCGCAAGCAACAGUGCAGACUCCGCCCCCUCCACCUGAGCCAAGCAAAGUUUCGAGUCCGACACCAAGCCCAGAGCCUUCGGUACAGACCCCUCCCCCUCUCCAAAGUGAGCCAAGCACGUCAUCCAAGCCAAAGGCGUCACCUAGCCCGUCCUCCAUAACAACAAGCACCUCUACAUUUGAAGCGACUUCAACAACGACUGCGACAGAUGAAGACAUGUCUGAAGGACAGCUUAUACAGCCCUACGUACAUGCUAAUCAGUUCAGUGAGGGGGAAUUCGCUGUGGCCCCAGGCCUUCUUUCUAAGGUUGAGGAGGAGUGGGAUGCAGCCAUGCUGGGGCCUGAUGAGGACAGUCGCAAUGAACUCAUCCGUGUUGCUUUACGUGGGUUACUGCAGCGCGGGAAAGAGGAAGGGGCGCUGACCCGCGUAAAAGAGGGCUCAAGCACCAGCAGUGACGCUUCUGAGCCGACGAGCAUGGCCAGCACCCUCCGCGAUACAACUGACAUCAAAGAGGACUCUCUGGCUGAUGUAACACCAAGCGAGGGUGAAUUGAUCUUAGCCCCACCCUCUACCUGUCAACCGCAAGGCGCACGCGCCCUAGAGAGUGAGGGUGAGGUACCCACUGACAUAUCACCUCGGGACAGACCCUCUGAUCAAGUUGCAGGUACUAGUGAUGUAUCCCCCGGAGAGGUACAGCCUACCCAGGUACCGUUAAGUGCACCAUCACCUGGCGAAACCCCGCGCAGUCGACGCCAAGAAGCCAGUAAUAGACAACUCAAAACUGUCCCCGUGCCCCAGACAAGCCCUGAACAACUGGUGGUUCGUCCCCGUCGAGGCCCCUUCAAAAGGCAAUCACCGAAACAGACGUCGGUUGAGACAGACCCUGUACCUCUUCCACGCCCUGGGAAGAGUGAGGACGACACAUCGAGUCGUUCACUCCACACGUCCGACCUACACAGGCCGACCAAGAAGAAUACAGUGGCAGCCAGACCCAAGAUCAUACGCGUCGCAAGCGGAACCGAGGGAGACGACCUUCCAGCCGCGGAGCAAUCAACACAAGGCAAUGUCGCCAUGGUAACCACUCCUACCGAUGACGUGGAUGUGGACUCACCCCAGGCCCCACCAACGCGUAUCCAGGUUACUAUUCCCUUGAUGGACGUCAGUGAGAGCCCAGUUAACAGUGAACUCGGAGGGCCUAGUAACGAGGAUACAUUCGGUGAUGUGUCCUCAAUUUCCGGGGGUAAUUUCUAGGAAACGAUGAAGGCACCUUCGCCCACUGGCACGGACUCGAAAGAUUGACACUAUAAUGCAAAUGAAAAUAAAAGCUUUGAUUUUUCACGUU
Nematostella vectensis (starlet sea anemone) is the source of this 6132-nucleotide messenger RNA. Its product is annotated as protein TALPID3. Gene Ontology annotation, biological process: smoothened signaling pathway. Lineage: Eukaryota; Metazoa; Cnidaria; Anthozoa; Actiniaria; Edwardsiidae. Gene Ontology annotation, cellular component: centriole; ciliary basal body. The record is from RefSeq and is a predicted model, not a curated record. The transcript has 31 exons. The coding region runs from base 114 to 6041 and encodes 1975 amino acids.